Molecule: messenger RNA, 249 nt
Organism: Cucurbitaria berberidis CBS 394.84
Lineage: Eukaryota; Fungi; Ascomycota; Dothideomycetes; Pleosporales; Cucurbitariaceae
Exons: 3
Coding region: 1-249 (82 amino acids)
Cellular component (GO): endoplasmic reticulum
Source: RefSeq, a predicted model, not a curated record
AUGGUACGUGAGCGCGAGUUCCCUACGCCCCUGGCCACCGCUCUCACCCGAGCCGCACAAACACCCCAACAACGCCAGGCGAACAUGCGCUUCGCGAAAGCGCAGGAGAAGAAGAUGGGACGACCCGAGCAAAUCAUCACCAAGAAGCAGGGCCCGCAGAAGUCACCAAUUAGCAAGAUCUGGAUUAUUCUCCUCGGCUUCGUACUCUGCGGUGGCGUUCUCUUCGAGCUCGUGAAGCUGUUCUUUUAA